AUGGCGGAGCCACCCGCACCGGCACCGGCACCGGCACCGCCCAUGCCCAAGUCAUCUCCGCGGCCGCUGCCGCGGCCGCGCAACCACCACCCGCCGCCGGGCCUCCGCGCCCUGCCCGCCUUCUCCUACAACGCCCACCGCGGCCUCGUCCUCGGCCUCACCUUCCUCGCCUACGCCCUCUACCACGCCUCCCGCAAGCCGCCCAGCAUCGUCAAGCGCGCGCUCUCCAAGUCCUGGCCGCCCUUCUACGACCCCGCCCUCCUCGGCGAGACCGAUGUCGCCUUCCUCGCCUCCUACUCCCUCGGCAUGUUCGGCGCCGGCCAUCUCGGCGAUCGCCUCGAUCUCCGCAUCUUCCUCGCCGCGGGGAUGGUCGGGAGCGGCGCCGCCGUCGCCCUAUUCGGCGCCGGGUACUUCCUCUCCCUGCACUCCCUCCUGUUCUACGUCCUCGCCCAGGCCAUCGCGGGCCUUCUCCAGUCAACCGGCUGGCCCUCGGUGGUCGCCAUCGUCGGCAAUUGGUUCGGCGGCCGGAGACGCGGCCUCAUAAUGGGCAUAUGGAACGCGCACACCUCCGUCGGGAACAUCAGCGGCUCUCUUAUCGCCGCCGCCGUGCUGCGGUACGGGUGGGGCUGGUCGUUUGUGGUCCCCGGCGGUCUCAUUGCGCUCGGCGGAGUUCUUGUGUUUUUCUUCCUCGCGCCUUACCCAGAGGACGUUGGUUUCGCGCCGUCGCCGCCCAAGAAGGCCAGUGAGGCGAGCACCGACGAGGAGGACAGAAGCAGCAGAAGCACCGCCGGUGGCACCGGGGAGGACAGAAGAGAUGCCGUGGGAAUCCGGAAGGCGUUCUCCAUUCCAGGCGUGUUCACCUUCGCUGCCUGCCUCUUCUUUGCCAAGCUGGUCGCCUACACCUUCUUGUACUGGCUCCCGUUCUACUUGACCCAAACUGCUAUUGGAGGUGAGUACAUGUCGGUGACGGAUGCUGGUUAUAUAUCAGUGUUGUUCGACGUAGGGGGAAUCAUUGGUGGAAUUCUUGCUGGGUUCAUGUCUGAUCAGCUUGAUGCUAGGGCCACCACUGCAGCAAUGUUUAUGUAUCUGGCAAUUCCAUCUCUGUACGCCUUUCAUGCAUAUGGCAGUACUUCAAAAGUUACAAACAUUGCCCUGAUGAUGAUCAGCGGAUUGUUUGUUAAUGGGCCUUACGCUCUGAUAACAACUGCAGUUUCUGCUGAUCUGGGGACUCACAAAUCUCUCAAAGGAGACUCUCGUGCUUUGGCCACGGUGACAGCAAUUAUAGAUGGGACAGGCUCGCUGGGUGCUGCCUUGGGGCCAUUUAUCACGGGUUUCAUUUCGAAGACUGGAUGGGAUUCAGUGUUUAUAAUGCUUAUAGUUUGUGCAUUGAUUGCUGGUGCGUGUUUAUCAGGUCUUGUGAAAUCAGAAAUUCAACAGAUCAUUGAAAACUGGAGGAAUCGCUCAACUCACCUGCAGAAUGGAACUGCAGAUUCUGGUGCUCAACCACUUUUAGCGGGAAGUAGUUGAUGGCAAGGCAAUCUCGGUGCAGGUGUGGUGGUAAUGUACGUGGGAUACAUUUUUGUAAUGUUGUCUUAGCUGAGAUGAUGCAGUAGUUGAUCGUGGAGAAAGGCUAAACUAGACGGAGAGAAGGGAAAACAGUUUCAGUAUAUUUGUGCUAACUGCUGAAGAUCACAGCAAGCAAAUAGGGUUGGGGUAGCAUAUGUUGUCAUCCUUUUGGCACAUGGUAGCAUAGUCCAUCUCUAGUAACAUCAUCCUAAAGAUAUCUAUGUGCUGUAGGAUCCGCGCCUUCUUCUCAUAUUGCUGCGCUUUAGGGGCUAGGUGAACAUAAGAGUCCAAUGACUUCCUGUUUGAAGUAACAUCUGAGCUCGGAGACUAUAUGCUACAGUAUUUGUACUGUAUAUGCCUUCCCCAUCAAU
Messenger RNA from Lolium rigidum, 1937 nucleotides. Its product is annotated as putative glycerol-3-phosphate transporter 4. The transcript is spliced from 3 exons. Gene Ontology annotation, cellular component: membrane. The record is from RefSeq and is a predicted model, not a curated record. The coding region runs from base 1 to 1527 and encodes 508 amino acids. Gene Ontology annotation, biological process: phosphate ion homeostasis; transmembrane transport. NCBI's taxonomy places the organism in Eukaryota, Viridiplantae, Streptophyta, Magnoliopsida, Poales, Poaceae. Gene Ontology annotation, molecular function: transmembrane transporter activity.